Molecule: messenger RNA, 682 nt
Organism: Saimiri boliviensis boliviensis (Bolivian squirrel monkey)
Lineage: Eukaryota; Metazoa; Chordata; Mammalia; Primates; Cebidae
Source: RefSeq, a predicted model, not a curated record
GCGGGGACACGGGUGGAAGUGGGAAAUAUGAGUGAGCAUGUAAGAACAAGAUCCCAAUCCUCAGAAAGAGGAAAUGAUGAAGAGUCUUCCCAGCCAGUUGAACCUGUGAUUGUCCAGCAGCCCACUGAGGAAAAACGUCAGGAAGAGGAACCACCAACUGAAACCCAGGGUGUUGCACCCAGUGGGGAGAUCGAAAAUGAAGGCGCACCUGCAGUUCAAGGGCCUGAUGUGGAAGCUCUUCAACAGGAACUAGCUCUGCUUACGGUAGAGGAUGAGCUUGGAGAUGGUCCAGAUGUCAGAGAGGGGAUUCUGCCCACUUUUGAUCUCACUGAAGUGCUGGAAGCAGGUCCAGCAGCCCAGUGAUGAACAACCUUAGCAAGAGACACCACCACCUAAAAGUCAGGAUAUUUUUCCUAUUUAAGAGAAGGAGAUGAAGAAGCACCUGUGGUUCAAGGUGAAAAGAAGGGGAAGAAGAAUUCCUAUGGAUGGAGGUUUAUGUAUGCAUCAUGCAUUAUGACAGGUCAGGAACAGAAGAGAGAGUAUUAGAGAAAGAUAUCAAACAUUUACUAAAAAUUGGCUUGAAAGUGAAGUGGACUUGCAGCCAUGUGCAGUCCCUUGUCAUUAAGAAUUUUCCCUUUCUCUUAAAGACUUACUUGGUGUGCUUGGAAAAUACAGUACUUUU